Molecule: messenger RNA, 1224 nt
Organism: Hevea brasiliensis (rubber tree)
Lineage: Eukaryota; Viridiplantae; Streptophyta; Magnoliopsida; Malpighiales; Euphorbiaceae
Product: ADP-ribosylation factor-like protein 8c
Exons: 6
Coding region: 440-1003 (187 amino acids)
Biological process (GO): protein transport
Molecular function (GO): GTPase activity; GTP binding
Source: RefSeq, a predicted model, not a curated record
AACUACUCUUGAUAAAAAUAUAAUAAUUCCUUACCCUUCUUACUUUUAUUUAUCAAUCCCUCACCCCUCCAAACAGAGCAUUAGUUGGCUAUUACAGGACAGGAGGUGGCUAUCUGUACUGUAGAGUUGGUGUGCAGACAGCUACAAGAAAAUCAAGAAAUGGAAGCCAAGUGGAACCUACACCAGAAUGAAGUGCAUAAUAGACACCGGUUUAUACAACAUACCAGAAAAGUGACAAUAUCAUAAUUUAUAGACUAUAAUCGAUUCCUUCCACUGCUGCAAGUUUCCUGCGUGCUUUCUACUUCUCUUCAUGCUACCUUUUCCUUCCCUUCCCCUCCCUUCCAUAUAUAAAUUUUAGGGUUCUUUCAAUUUUAAUUUAUUGGGUUGUCUUCUUCUCUAUAUUUCGCUCUUUCGAGACUUAAAGUUUUCGUUUUCUCCAAUGGGCCUCUGGGAUUCCCUUCUCAACUGGCUCUGGAGUUUUUUCGUUAAACAGGAAAUGGAGCUAGCCCUUGUAGGCCUUCAGAAUGCUGGAAAGACAGCUGUUGUUAAUGCAAUUGUUGCAGGAGGGUACAGUGAGGACAUGAUUCCAACUGUUGGAUUUAACAUGAAGAAAGUUACAAAAGGCAAUGUGACUAUAAAGCUUUGGGAUCUUGGAGGGCAGCAGAGAUUCCGCAGCAUGUGGGAGCGUUACUGUCAUGGUGUCUCUGCAAUUCUGUUUGUAGUUGAUGCUGCUGAUAGAGAUAGUGUUCCCAUAUCUCGAAGUGAGUUGCAUGACCUCGUGGUAAACCCUUCCUUAAGUGGAAUCCCUUUGCUUGUUCUUGGUAACAAAAUCGACAAGUCUGAAGCUCUUUCAAAGCAGGCUUUGGUGGAUCAGCUAGGUCUUGAAUCAAUCACAGAUAGAGAAUUGUGCUGCUAUAUGAUUUCAUGCAAGAAUUCGAUAAACAUAGAUGUUGUCACUGACUGGCUUGUCAAGCACUCAAUAAAAGCUAAAUCAUCAUCUUAGUUUUCCAUUCUAAAAGUGAUGAAGGUAAAGAUCCUCAAGCUUGGGGGCAUGAUAUUCCUGUAUCUGGUUGUGCUUGAAGCAUUUUGUACAGUUGUGGAACUAUUGUCGCAAGUUGUUCGUGCGCUGCUUUUAUUUAUUUCUUUUUUCCCUCUUUCUCAUAUUUUGUUGUUUCUGACUUAAGGUGUACAUGCUUGUUCUAUCAAUUUUCCUUUAUUUCAUAA